CAGCAUAAAGAAUUGUUUAUCUAGCUCUUCACAGACAGAAGCUGGAGCUUUUAAUGACUUUUUUGUCUGGUUCUUUUUCAUUAUCUAGAAGUAAAGAAGGCAACACAUUGCAGUCAUGAUACCCUCGGCUUGCAGAUAUUUGUUACCCUCUCUGAUUAAGGGAAGGGGAUUCUUACUUGAGCAGACCUACAGAGUCACUGCCAGCAAGGGCAGAGCAGUUACAGGGACAGCAGCUAGUACAGUAGACGAGAAGAGGAUGAAAACAUUUGAUGAUCUGCCUGGGCCAUCUUUGCUUGCCAAUUUAUAUUGGUAUUUUUUAAGAGGUUACCUGCUGCAUACUCAUGAACUACAAUUAGCACACAAGAAAAUCUAUGGACCAAUAUGGAAGUCAGUAAUGGGACCUUUUAGGACAAUAUAUGUUGCUGACCCUGAAAUGCUUCAGGUGGUGCUGAGGCAGGAGGGAAAAUAUCCCAUGAGAAAUAAAAAUGACAUCUGGAAAGAGCACCGGAACCAGCGGAACAUAACAUAUGGACCUUUCACAGAGGAAGGUCACAAAUGGCAUAAAUUGAGAACAGUUUUGAACAAACGUAUGUUGAAGCCAACAGAAGCUAUGAGCUAUGCAGGAGGUAUAAAUGAGGUUGUGACAGAUUUCAUGGACCGACUUCAGGACAUGCGCAAGGAGAGUUCCUCUGGUGAUAUGGUCAACGAUGUAGCAAAUGCAUUUUACAGAUUUGCUUUUGAAGGGAUCUCCUAUAUCUUGUUUGAAACUAGAAUUGGCAGUUUGGAUAAACAGAUCCCUCCCGAGACCCAGAAGUUCAUUGAUUCCAUUGGCUAUAUGUUUAAGAACUCUGUUUAUGUUACCUUUCUGCCCAAGUGGACAAGGAGGGUUUUACCCUAUUGGGAUCGGUAUAUAGAAGGCUGGGAUAAUAUUUUUUACUAUGGGAAUAAACUCAUUGACAAGAAAAUGAGUGAGAUCCAGUCCAGACUAGAAAAGGGUGAAGAGGUGAAGGGAGAAUACCUCACUUAUUUGCUGUCCAGUGGAAAGCUGUCUAUUGAAGAUGUAUAUGGCAGUGUGACGGAACUUCUUCUAGCUGGUGUAGACACUACUUCAAACACAUUGACCUGGUCUCUUUAUCAUCUGGCAAGAAACCCAGAAAUCCAGAAGACCUUGUAUGAUGAGGUGAUUGGAGCGGUUCCCAUGGAUCGUCUUCCAGUUGCUGAGGACAUUUCGCGAAUGCCGUUCCUGAGGGCUGUAAUCAAGGAAACAUUACGUCUGUAUCCUGUUGUACCAACCAAUGCAAGAGUUGUUAAUGAGAAUGACAUAGUUAUUGGGGAUCAUUUUUUCCCCAAAUCUAGUUUCUUUGUCUUGUGUCACUAUGCCAUCUCUAAAGAUGAGAAGGAUUUUCCAGAUCCUGAAAAGUUCCUGCCCCAUCGUUGGCUGCGUGAUGGUGCGAUAAAGCACCACCCUUUCAGUGCAAUUCCUUUUGGGUAUGGGGUUCGAGCUUGUGCAGGGAAAAGGAUUGCAGAGCUGGAGAUGCACCUGGCAUUAUCACGGAUCAUUCGGUUGUUUGAAAUAAAGCCAGAUCCUAAGGGUGGUGAGGUCAAGUCCAUGACUCGUAUCAUUUUGGCACCAACCAAACAAAUCAACCUGCGGUUCCUAGAGAGAAAACACAAUCAAGUUUAAAAACCUGCCUUGCAAAAAUACAGGAAGAUUUAUUAAACUUUUAUAGACUUUUUUUCUUAAGUUUUUAUCUACAGCAAAACUAAAAAUAAAAAAUGAGAGAACAUCCAUUAGGUGUUUUGCAGGGAAAACAUUGGAUAACAACGUUGGAUAACAUUUAAUUUGCUGAAACAGACUUUAAAAAAAAAACUUGCUGCAGAAUCACUGGAAGUAGGGGCCUUUAUGAUACAAAUGCAUCCAGAAAUUGGACAUAUUUCAUGAUGAACAUGUUAUUAUUCAUUAUCUAUUAAGAACUGUAGUCCAAAUGUAUCUUCUGCCUCUUUAAUAAUAUUAUAGCACAUGUUGUACAAAACAAUUUAAUUAAAAACUCUGAUGAAAGUAAA
Molecule: messenger RNA, 2064 nt
Organism: Bombina bombina (fire-bellied toad)
Lineage: Eukaryota; Metazoa; Chordata; Amphibia; Anura; Bombinatoridae
Product: sterol 26-hydroxylase, mitochondrial
Exons: 9
Coding region: 116-1684 (522 amino acids)
Biological process (GO): cortisol metabolic process; C21-steroid hormone biosynthetic process; cholesterol metabolic process
Cellular component (GO): mitochondrial inner membrane
Molecular function (GO): iron ion binding; oxidoreductase activity, acting on paired donors, with incorporation or reduction of molecular oxygen; heme binding
Source: RefSeq, a predicted model, not a curated record